AGGCAUUGCUAUUUAAUGUCUGUUCAGUACAGUGUUGUUGUUCAUCGUCAUAUGUAACGUUAACAUCAGCUGAGCGUGCGUCUUCCUUCUGUUUUUAUUUAUUAGUUUUCGUUGUUGUUUAAUUCUAGUCAAAAGUCAUUGUUUUACAAUUCCAUUAAACGCAAUAUUUAAUUAUAAAGGUGUUAAGUUUUAUGCCACUAGUUAAUUUCUUUGUGUUAUGACUAAUACAGUCCGAUCUCAUUUACAAGAAAAAACUGGAUUUUCUCUUGACUUCUGAAUUGUAUUGUGCGUUACAAUUGUGUGAUGAUAUUAUAGAAAAUGAGUUCCCAAAGAUCCAACAAAAAUGUUGCUUACCGAUCAUAUUCAACCAAAACUCAAUCAACUAAAGUUUUAAGUGGUGAAUACAGUGGAAGCGAAAGUGAAUCUUAUGAUGAAACUUCGGAUGGUCAUCAGACAGCUAUUAGACAAGAACCUCAGGGACAAGAAACACUUCAAGAUUAUGCUAUUUCGACACCGCCAUCAGCUUACGAUACUUUAAUUAUUCAUAAGGAUGAUGGACCUCGCUAUAAUUCUGGGAUACCUAAGUAUCGUUAUAACACUAAUAGAGAAGAAAUCAGAAAUCAAAGUAAAAAAAAUUGUGUACGAAUGAACGCUGAUGUGAGCGUUAGGGAAAUAACCAAUAUACCAGAUGAUUACCUUAGUCAAUCUCAUGUAUUAAAACACCUCGCAAAAGAAGUAAAAGUUGAUCCUAACAAACAUCACGAUACUAAUUUGUCCCGAUGGCAUGAUACUGACAAAAAUUCGUGGUCGUCAGAUUAUCACAAAACAACUCCUAUUCGAAAUUUGGUUAAAUCUAAAUCACAACCUAAUCUUGGCACAGGGUCUAUGAAAGUAGAACGUUUAGAAACAGACCCGAUGCGACAUACUCUUGGAAAUACUAGAAAAGAUCAAAAAAUGCUGUCCAUAGUAGAUUGUUUGAUGAUGGAAAAUAAGAGUCUGAAAAUAGAACUGGAAUCAUGCCAUCAAAAAGUUGCCAAAUCGUAUAGAUUAGAGCAAGAAGUAUCUAAAGUGUAUCGCUCUCACCAAGAGUUAGUAGAAUCAAGUGAAAGAAGGGAAAGACUUGAACGUACAGCUAGAUUGAAAUUGCAAGCAGAGGUUAGACGAUUACAAGAAGCAAAUCGUUCUUUACGCGAUCAAUCAUUGUCUUCUUCCAAUAUGGUUGAUCCUAAUCAAAUGGUAAAACGAGAAACAAUGAUUGCUCAGUUAAUUACCCAAAAUAAAGAACUAUUAGCAGCUAAAGACAGACAAGAAAUUGAAUUAGCUGCUCAACGUGCUACACUAGAAGAACAACGAACUCACAUAGAUAUUUUAGAUACUGCAUUAACUAAUGCACAAUCUAAUGUUGUUCGGCUAGAAGAAGAAUGUCGUAAAAAACAAUUGCAUGUAGAAAGGGUUGCUCAUUUACAAAGAGCCCUAUCAUCUCUUCAACUAGCUAGUGAUCGCCGAGAACAGACUGAACGAAAAUUACGACUUCAAUUAGAGCGUGAGCUGCGGAAUGAACGAGCUCGUAAUAAUAAUAAUUCUCAAGAUGGUUCUACGGAUAACGAACCAGGUGAAAGUUUACCAGAAUUAAAACGAAUGUUACGUGAAAAAGAUGAAAAAAUAAUGCGUCUUGAAGGUGAAGUUGCAAAAUGGGAACAACGAUAUCUCGAAGAAAGUGAACUACGACAAGCAGCUAUUGAUGCAGCUAGCAUACCUAAGGAUGCUAAAAUUGCAGCUUUAGAAAAAACUGGCCAAGAAACUGAAAAACUUAUUGCUGAAGCUCGUUCAGACAAAUUAAAACAGAUGGAAGAAGUGCAUGCUGCUCAGAAAAAAGUUAGCGAGCUGGAGUCUCGAAUGAAAGAAUUAGAGUCGAGAUUAGCAGAGCGAGACGCUAUGAUUAGAGUGUUACAAAAAAAACAUAGUUUUGAAAAAGAUGUUUCAGGAUCUUAUCCUAGUAUCUGUUUAGGUCACCAUACUCCUCAUUCUAGCCUAAACAACACAGAUUUAACUUCAGAUGACCUUGGUUUUGGUUCAAAUAAUUCAUAUACUAGCAGUGUAGACAGUUCGUAUCAUCAUCAUAUUAAUAAAUAUUCAUCAACAAAUCAAAGUUUUGAUCACAAAUCUUUGGAUGAUCAAUUAAAAGAAUUGGAUUCUCAACUAUUAAACAAGAGAGGUCUUUGCUGUUUUCCAGGCUUCUCUCAUACGGGCUCUCUGUCGCGAAAAGCGAAAACACCCAAACCAUUAUUGGAGAGUGUAACUGGUAAUUUCCUUGGUCACCAAUCUGAUGACAUCAUUCUUUUGGAAAAACAAGGAUUAUGUUCUCAGGCACAACGUCAAACCCAGGAUAAUCGUUGUGGAAGUUUACCGCCUAGUUCUCUUCCUCGACCUAAACGUCACCGAAAAUCAAGUAACAAACUCAGCGAAUAUGGUAGACUUAGUGAUUCUGAUGUCAAAUCAAACCAGGUGAAAAAGUUGAGCGAUUAUAGCCAUUUUACGGAUAGCCGUAAAAACUCUUUAAACUCAUUGGACAUGUCAAGUGAUACAAGUACAGCUCCAAAUACACCAACAGAAUGUCCUUCGUCAGUUAAAUUUGAAUCGCUUGAACGAUCACCUCGGCAAUCUCCCUUACCUCCUGAUGGCCGUUACCGAAGGUCUAGUCGAGAAUCAGAUGAUACUACAUCAAGAGAUUCGUCCUGCACCGUUUCCAGAGAUUCACCUUCGAGAAAUAGUGUAAGUAGAGAAUUAAGAUCUAGUAUUACAAGAGAAUCUCCGCAGAGAGCAAUAAUGGUCGGCCCUAGAGACUCUCCGGGUAAAAGCAUUUUGGAUCCACCAAGAGUCAUGGCUAGAGAAUCGCCCGGUCGAUCGUUUUAUAAAGAAACACAAAGAAGUUUUAUACCACCUCCUAGGAAAAUUGAUUAUGCUAGCUUAGGAACAUCGGAAGUAAAUAAAAUGACUAAUGUUGAAUCUAAAUUAAGAAUAUUUUCUCCCGGUGGAAUGCAAGGAAGAAGAGGUUCUUUACAAAGAGAUGGAUUAUUUAAAGGAGAUUCAGUAAGCAAAAAUGGCGUACGAUCGUUGCCAACACCAAAUAAAUACAGAAUUCAGUUUUAACUUAAUGAAGUCAGAAUUUUCAUAGCAAAAAUUCACUUGCAGUUAGUUAACAAAAUCACACUUUGUGUUAAUUUUAAAAUAUAAUAUAGUCAAUAUUGGAUUUUUAGCGCAGUCUUUUAGCGUUAUAUGAUUAACGUCGAUUAAAAUGAUCUGUAAAUUAUGUCCUUUUAAACAAUUUCUUAACAUCAACUCAAAAUUGCAUUGUUGUUAUUAAUUGAUAAAACAUUUUAGAAUAUUAAUAAAAUAAAUUUA
Daktulosphaira vitifoliae (grape phylloxera) is the source of this 3402-nucleotide messenger RNA. Its product is annotated as autophagy-related protein 101-like. Bases 319 to 3150 code for a protein of 943 amino acids. The transcript is spliced from 12 exons. The record is from RefSeq and is a predicted model, not a curated record. Lineage: Eukaryota; Metazoa; Arthropoda; Insecta; Hemiptera; Phylloxeridae. Gene Ontology annotation, cellular component: phagophore assembly site; bicellular tight junction; plasma membrane. Gene Ontology annotation, biological process: autophagy; autophagosome assembly; actin cytoskeleton organization.